Molecule: messenger RNA, 1107 nt
Organism: Thecamonas trahens ATCC 50062
Lineage: Eukaryota; Apusomonadida; Apusomonadidae
Product: adenosine kinase
Exons: 2
Coding region: 16-1035 (339 amino acids)
Biological process (GO): purine ribonucleoside salvage
Cellular component (GO): nucleus; cytosol
Molecular function (GO): adenosine kinase activity
Source: RefSeq, a predicted model, not a curated record
CCCCCUUCAUUAAUCAUGGCUACUGAGAACGUUAUCUUUGCCCUCGGCAACCCGCUGCUCGACAUCUCGGCCACUGUGGACGAGGGCAUGCUCGAGAAGUAUGGCCUCAAGGCCAACGAUGCCAUCCUCGCCGAGGACAAGCACAUUCCGAUGUACGAGGAGCUGUCCAAGCACGAGACCGUGUCGUACACGGCUGGUGGUGCGACCCAGAACUCGAUUCGUGUGGCGCAGCACUACAUGGACAACGCGCGGGCGACGACCUUUGUGGGUUGCGUCGGCUCGGACGAGUACGCGACCAAGCUUUCGGAGGCUGCGGCGCACGACGGUGUCCGUGUCGAGUACCUUGUGGACGAGGCGACGCCGACCGGCACUUGCGGCUGCCUCAUCACCGGCAAGAACCGCUCGCUGGUGGCCAACCUCUCGGCGGCCAACAACUACAAGGCUGACCACCUCCAGUCGGAGGCGAUCUGGUCGCUUGUCACCCAGGCGCAGAUCUUCUACUCGGCCGGCUUCCACCUCACCGUCUCGCCCGAGGCCAUGCUCAACAUGGCGCGCCAUGCCGCCGACACCAACAAGAUUUACUGCUUCAACCUCUCGGCCCCGUUCCUUGUCCAGUUCUUCAAGGACCAGAUGGCCCAGGUCAUGCCGUACGCCGACUACGUCUUUGGCAACGAGGACGAGGCCGCCGACUACGCCACCCACAACGGCAUCGAGAAGACCGACCUCAAGGAGAUCGCCCUCGCCAUCGCCGCCCUCGACAAGGUCAACACCCAGCGCUCGCGCACUGUCGUCAUCACCUGCGGCUCGGAGGAGACCAUCGUCGCCAAGGACGGUGCCGUCACCACCUACGCCGUCGACAAGAUCGAGGACGACAAGAUCAUCGACACCAACGGUGCCGGUGACGCCUUUGUCGGUGGCUUCCUCGCCGCUCUGGCCAAGGGACAGGACAUCGCCGCCUGCGUCGAGGCCGGCCACGUCGCCGCCCGCAUGAUUAUCCAGUGCUCCGGCAUUGUCCUCCCGGCCAAGUUUGCCUAAGCCAACGUCCUGCGCCUUGGACCCUCGUUCUGAGCCCUCGUUAUGAUUAAAGGAGACCUCUCUUCCUGCACA